AUGCACUAAUGUGUUUUAAAUUAUACAAUCAAUAAAAGCAUUCUGUUAGGUAAAGGCGGAUUUGGAAGUGUUUAUUUGACUUAAAAUGAAUUAAAUCAAGAGUUUGCUUGUAAAAUAAUGUAAAAUCUUGAGAUAAGUAGAUCAUUAUCAUAGAGUCAGAAUAACUAAAGAAAGCUUAAAUAACUUGUUGAUCGAGAAUUAUCUAUAAUGAGUACUUUGGAUAAUUUGAAUAUUGGUAAAAAUGACCCAUUCAUAUUUUGA
Messenger RNA from Paramecium sonneborni, 261 nucleotides. Lineage: Eukaryota; Ciliophora; Oligohymenophorea; Peniculida; Parameciidae. The record is from the annotation of a GenBank genome assembly.